GUGGAGUACUUGAUCAUUAAUAAGGUUUCGAUGGCAACAAAAGAUCUGUUGGCUAACCUUAGUGAUAUUGUCACACACAUUCGUAGCAAGCUCAACAAACCUGGUGAAGGACUGUAUUUUGGUGGAAUAAAUGUGAUACUAUGUGGGGAUUUCCAUCAAUUCCCACCUGUGGCAAAUGGUGAAGCAGCAUUAUACCAUCCCAAGUGUACAGGUAAACAUGCACAAAAAGGGCAAGAAAUUUACAGUUGCUUCGACAAGGUUGUGACACUUCGACAGCAGAUGAGGGUACAAGACAUUGAAGUUCUUCAUGGCCUGCGUCUCAACAUACUAGACAACCCCAAACCAGACUUCCAAGGCCCAGAGUGGAGCAAUGCAGUGUUGAUUACACCGCAUAAUUUGGCAAGGAAAAGGUGGAAUGCGAGUGCCAUACAUCAGCAUUGUGCA
Messenger RNA from Lentinula edodes (shiitake mushroom), 444 nucleotides. RefSeq lists its product as uncharacterized. Gene Ontology annotation, molecular function: DNA helicase activity. Lineage: Eukaryota; Fungi; Basidiomycota; Agaricomycetes; Agaricales; Omphalotaceae. The transcript is spliced from 2 exons. The record is from RefSeq and is a predicted model, not a curated record. Gene Ontology annotation, biological process: telomere maintenance; DNA repair. The annotation marks the transcript as partial.